UCCAGUUCAGUGAGCUGCACUAGUCCUGAGAGCCACCAGCUCAGAGAAGUAGUCCAGCCACUCCAGAAACACCCAGCUCGCAAUACUGCAGCUGCAGCACACAUUAACCUGUUAGCAACAGAUCCAUUCAAUCAGCAAGGUGACGCUGAGUGACAGCCUCUUAUUUCUGUGUCUCUCACACUGAGCUGAGCUAAUUCAGACCACAGGCAGCUUGUUACACCUGAGACUCAGAGCUGAACCACAGCAGAGAUGAUGAUGGGGAUGCAGCGACACUCACACAGCUUUCUGGUCCUUCUUCUCAUGGUCUUCAUCGCUGGGAUAGUUCUCUGUGGUCCCUCGACUCCUCGCAGGAGCAGAGUGAGACGCCAGAACAUGAAAGUCCGUAUCAACGCCACAGGAGACACCAUCGUGAUGAAGUUUUUGCGUCCCAGCCCUGACACUAAGCUGGAGGGUUACAUCCUGGGCUAUGGCAGCAGCAUGUUCUCCAAACAGUUCAUUCAGCUGCCUGAGAACGGACAGCCGUAUGAGACUGAGUUUGAUGCUGAGCCCAAGUACCUUAUCGCUGUCCAGCCCAUCCCAGUCAAUGAGGUGAAAAAGCAGUGCACAGGUAAAGUGGAAAUGCAGAAGCCACUACACUUGGUCAUUGGGUCAGUGACGCCCAGCUCAGUUCUCCUGUCCUGGGGGACCCUCCUGAAAACUCCCUAUGAAGGCAACGUCAUGGAUGACUGUCUUGAGGAUGGACACUACACGGUGCGUUAUCGUGAGAGGAACAGGAAGUGGAACUACCAGACCUGCCCGACUAGCGACACGGUCAUUGACAACCUGAAGCCCAACACAGUCUAUGAGUUCGGCGUCCAGCCCAACUCCAAGGACGGCACUGGAGUGUGGAGCAAGCCGGUCAUUCACAACAUCAGCUCCGGGGGCAUAGAGGAGAAAGCCAUCAAGAAAAUCUUUAAACGUCCCAUCAGCCCUGUGAAACCUUUAACGCCAGUCAAGCAGCCUUUCCCCUUUUCUCCGCACCAUGUUCUCCAUAACAGGACCCAGGGCAGACCGCCCGUCUCCCGGAACAUAGCCCCAAAGACAACUCUUGGAGGAGGAGACCACUCCAGAUCUGUCUUGCCUCCUUUCACAGAGUGCCCCUUAGCUCCCAAGCUCCCUCCUCCACCACACAUUACAGCCACUGUGGCAGCUGUGCCAGCCACCCAAAGAAAUCUAGAGAAACAUAAAGAGCAUCCUAUGAGUCAACCACAACAAAAGCCCCGGUCCCAACCUCCUGUACAACCUCAACCCCCCCAGCUGCAGCCGCAGUAUUGGCCAUCACCACAACCAAAGCCCCAGAAACCUCAUCUACAGCAGGAGGUGAAGGCUCAACCUCAACCACAACCAAAACCCCUUUUCCAACCACAAUCCCAGCCCACAUCCCAACCGAUACCCCACACCCAACCACAUCCCCAACCAACAUCCCAGCCCAUACUCCAGACCCAACCACAACCAAAAUCUCAGCCCAUACCCCAGACCCAAACAAAUCUCCAAACAACAUUCUUGCCCAGACUCCAUAACCAACCACAAACAACACCCCAGCCUAUACCCCAGACCCAACCACAUCCCCAACCAACAUCCCAGUCCAUACCCCAUACCCAACCACAUCCCCAACCAACAUCUCAGUCCAUACUCCAUACCCAACCAAAAACAACAUCCCAGCCUAUACCCCAGACCCAACCACAAACAACAUCCAAGCCAACAUCUCAGACCAAACCACAAACAACUUUCCAGCCUAAACCCCAGACCCAACCACAAACAACCUCCCAGCCCAAACCCCAGACCCAACCACAAACAACCUCCCAGCCCAAACCCCAGACCCAACCACAAACAACAUCCCAGCCCAAACCCCAGACCCAACCCCAACCAACUUCCCAGCCCAAAGUCCAGACCCAACCACAACCAAAGUCCCAGCCCAAAGUCCAGACCCAACCCCAACCAACAUCCCAGCCCAAAGUCCAGACCCAAUCACAACCCCAACCAACACCUCUGCCCAAAUUCCAGACCCAACCCCAACCAACAUCCCAGCCCAAAGUCCAGACCCAAUCACAACCCCAACCAACACCUCUGCCCAAAGUCCAGACUCAACCUCAGUCACAAUCUCAACCAAAGCCACAUACCCAGUCACAGCCUCAAACCACAACCCAGCUCCAGGCUGAACGACAACCUCAACCAACAUUACAGCCCAAGUACCAGGUCCAAACUCAAACACAACCACAUCCAAAGACCCAGACCCAUUCUGAAGUUCAAACACCUCCACAGCCCACACCUGUGGCACAUCCUCAAACACCUCAACCAACACUCCAUCACAUUCCUCAGACCCAACAAGUACUACCAAAGUUUUACACCCAGCCACAGCCUCAACCACAAUUUCAAUCAACAACUCAGCCACAAACCCAAAAACAACCAAAACCUAAGACUGACUGGCAGUCUCAGCCACAACCUACAGUAAAACCCUACCCAGAGCUUCAACUAACCACCAAGCAGCAGUCUAAAGCCCAGCCAACACCUAAACCAAAGAGCGAACUCAAGCCCAAAACACAGCCUCAGCCAAAGAGUGAACCCAAACCCAAAACACAGCCUCAACCAAAGAGUGAGCCCAAGCCCAAAACACAGCCUCAACCAAAGAGUGAACCCAAGCCCAAACCACAGCCUCAACCAAAGAUUGAACCCAAGCCCAAAACUCAACCUCAACCAAAAAGUGAACCCAAGCCCAAACCACAGCCUCAACCAAAAAACAAGCCAAAGCACAGACCACAGCCUCAACCAAAGAGCGAGCCAAAGCCCAGACCACAGCCUCAACCAAAAAGCGAACCCAAGCCGAAAACACAGCCUCAACCAAAAAGUGAGCCAAAGCCCAAACCACAGCCUCAACCAAAAAGUGAGCCAAAGCCCAAACCACAGCCUCAACCAAAAAGUGAGUCAAAGCCCAAACCACAGCCUCAACCAAAAAGCGAACCCAAGCCCAAACUACAGCCUCAACCAAAGAGUGAGCUCAAGCCCAAAACACAGCCUCAACCAAACAGUGAGCCCGAGCCCAAAACACAGCCUCAACCAAAGAGUGAGCCCGAGCCCCAAACACAGCCACAACCAAAGAGUGAGCCCAAGCCCAAAACACAGCCUCAACCAAAGAGUGAGCCUGAGCCCAAAACACAGCCUCAACCAAAGAGUGAGGCCAAGCCCAAAACACAGCCUCAACCAAACAGUGAGCCCGAGCCCAAAACACAGCCUCAACCAAAGAGUGAGCCCGAGCCCAAAACACAGCCUCAACCAAACAGUGAGCCCGAGCCCAAAACACAGCCUCAACCAAAGAGUGAGCCCGAGCCCAAAACACAGCCUCAACCAAAGAGUGAACCCGAGCCCAAAACACAGCCUCAACCAAAGAGUGAGCCCGAGCCCAAAACACAGCCUCAACCAAAGAGCCAACCCAAGCCCCAACCACCAUUUCAGCCAAAAAAACAGCCAAAGCCUCAGCAACCACCUCAACCAAAAAAGUCUAAGCCUCAACCUAAGCCCCAAACAAAGGAACAAGAAACUCACCCAAUGAUUCAGCCACAGCCCCAAACACAACCUCCAACAAUGCCCCAGGCCCAACCUCAACCCACUCCCCAACCACAACCUCCACCAAAUACCCCGACUCAGUCCCCGCUUGAACCUCUACCCAAGCCACAACCUGAACCUGGGCUUCACACCAGGACCUACUCUGAUCCCACCACGGUCUCCCCAAGGCAGACAGUCCCUACGGCUCCUAGUCGACCAGAAGAGGGCAAGCCUCUACCAAGACCUGCCCUGGCUACAGAGAAGGCUGGUAGUUACAAUCAGGGUACUGGCGUCCGUAAGCCAUCCGUUCCUGAAGCUCCUCAUUCUCCCAUUAGCUCAUCAGUUCCUCCAGCAGGAAGAAACACCACGCUGCCCCGCACCAGGGUUCCUCCUCAUUCCACUCGUACUAGUGGCAGACCAUUUUCUCCAUCCAAGACAUUCACCUCCUCUCACAGCUCCAGCACACCUGGGGCCGAUGGGGCGCAUCAUAGGGGCAAUGCUCUUCCUAAACCUGUGGUGUGGUCCAGAGAGAAACCUGUCCCGCGUCCCCCUAUUCCUGUCAACAAGAGACCCAACCUGGUGGGAAAACCUAGUGACCAUGAUAAACCCAUGGACCUGAAACAGGGAGACAAGGAGUCCAUCUUGAAGCCAUUCCCUCUGGUCACAGCCAAGCCCAAGCAAGAGCGUCGACAGCAGCAGACAACCACCUCUGCCCCGGCAGUAAACACCAGCCGUUUUGACCUAAGUGAAAACUCUUCCAUAUUCAGGCCCUUGCCUGCGUCAGAGGUAGACAUCAUGGGCAAGAAGCGCUUUGUAGCUCCCCAUGUGAUCUACAAGACAGAUAAGAAGCCAGAUGAGCCGUGCUCCAUCACUUCCUCCCUCUCUUACUUCCCUGACGAGGAAGGCAGCGAUCAGAACGUGACUGGUCCUCCCCGCAUCCCUCCCUCCAACCUCACUGUGGUAACAGUGGAGGGCUGCCCAUCUUUUGUCAUUCUCGACUGGCAGAAAUCUGACAAUGAAACCAGAGAGUAUGAAGUCGUAUCCACCGCUAAAGGACCGAACGGAGAGGAGGUGUCUGUACUGACAACUAAUCAGACACACACGGCCGUGGAGAAUCUCAAACCAGAGAGCAGUUAUGAAUUCACAGUAACACCAAGGAAUGAGAUGGGAGCAGGACCGUCCACUGAUCCGGUGUCUUUUAACACAGAAUCAGCGGAUCCACGAGUGAGCGAACAUGUCUCAGGCAAAGAUGCCAUCUGGACUCAGUUCCCAUUUAAAUCGGAUGAAUACUCUGAAUGCAAUGGAAAGAUGUAUGUGAAAAGAACUUGGUACCGAAAGUUUGUGGGCAUCCAGCUCUGCAACUCCCUGAGAUACAAGAUCUACCUGAGUGACUCUCUCAAUGGGAAGUUCUACAACAUUGGAGAUCAGACGGGGCAUGGUGAGGACCAUUGUCAAUUUGUGGACUCUUUCCUGGAUGGAAGGACUGGCACCCAGAUGUUAGCUGACCAGCUACCCAGCAGGCGAGGAUAUUAUAGAGCGUUGAGACAGGAACCUGUCCACUUUGGAGAGAUUGGAGGGAAGUCACAUGUCACUUAUGUAGGCUGGUACGAGUGUGGCACACCUAUACCUGGGAAGUGGUAAGACCUCACAGAGCUGUCCAGGAAGGAUGACUUCCUUGGUAGAGAGAAAAAGGAAGAAGACGCCUGUCUAAGCCUGAAGGGAGGUGGGCCUUUCUUUCAUGUUACCAUGGACACUGUAGAUUGGUCUGUCUGUUUGAACUCAGCCUACUCUCGCAGGUAUGAACCUGCACAGGACUAUUAGGUGUCACAAAACUCUAUCGAGUGCAUUUGUAACAUUGGUCUUAAUUUCUCUAUUUAUCAAAAUGCAUUCAGUGAAGGAAUGCAGGAGUCUGCGUGAACCAAAAUGUUGAAUAUACAGUAAUUACAGAGAAAAUGUUGGGAAGCUGGCUCCCAAAGUGUAAUAACUUGUAUGAUAUUAUUUAUCAAAGGGGAUCUUUAUUGAAUAUUCUGUGUGUGCUCGGACUUUUGAGAUGAGAAAGUAAAAAUUGUUCCCAAAUCAUGCAUGUCAGUGAGCACACACUCUGUGUCAUCUGUAUACAGAAAGGGGCCAAUCAUACUUUCAUUGUACAUUUGGACCAUGUAAAAUACAAGUAAGCACAGACAUGCAGAAUUGACCCUCUGCUGGCCCUAAGGGAUUAUUAGCAGUUGCAGUUUGCACAGUAUUAAACUUUUGUUCAUAUAUGUAUAUGGUGUGAAAUACAGUAUGUAUACCAGGGAUCAUAUAGUUUGAUGCAUUUCAGGUAAAACAGCUUAAGCAAAAUUGUUGAUCUAUUGUAAGAAAGCCAAAAGCUUGAGCUCAUCAUUUCUGUGGGGUCACUUGGAAAGAUUUAUGUAUUUUUUAAUGCUAGUGCAGUCAUGUCCUGUAUUUUAUAGAAGAAUAAAAUAUAUAUAAAAAUGCUUUGAUGUGGAAAAGACAUAAGCAAAUGACAUAAUUUAUGUUUUUGUGUUCAACCUUACGACAAAGUGUACAUAAAGCUAUAAAUCAUUGGAGAGAAAUUGUAAGGUUUUUUCCACAUCUGUCAUGACUACGGUUGUUUUUGAUGCACCAUGUAUGUUUUCAGCAAUAAAUCUUGUUUUUAUAUUUACGGAUAUUCAUUUCCAUCUGAAUUCAAUGACUUGUAUUGUAAAGGUAAAGUUAGACAUUUAGGGCAGUGGUUCCAAACUGGUGGGUCGCGGGUCCUUUCUAAAUGGAUCGACUCACGAACAUGUCAAGUUUGUAAAAAAUACACUUUAUUUUGAAGUACACUGA
Molecule: messenger RNA, 6408 nt
Organism: Epinephelus moara (kelp grouper)
Lineage: Eukaryota; Metazoa; Chordata; Actinopteri; Perciformes; Serranidae
Product: target of Nesh-SH3-like
Exons: 22
Coding region: 250-5220 (1656 amino acids)
Biological process (GO): positive regulation of cell-substrate adhesion; extracellular matrix organization
Molecular function (GO): protein binding
Source: RefSeq, a predicted model, not a curated record